Microcebus murinus (gray mouse lemur) is the source of this 2975-nucleotide messenger RNA. It is a transcript of the gene GPR149, whose product is annotated as G protein-coupled receptor 149. Gene Ontology annotation, biological process: neuropeptide signaling pathway. Gene Ontology annotation, cellular component: neuron projection; plasma membrane. Lineage: Eukaryota; Metazoa; Chordata; Mammalia; Primates; Cheirogaleidae. Gene Ontology annotation, molecular function: G protein-coupled receptor activity; neuropeptide binding. The record is from RefSeq and is a predicted model, not a curated record.
UUGGAGCCCGUGUUCAGGCUGCCUCCGACUGGCACUCAUGAGCUCUCCCGCUGGAGCUCGCUCACGCUCUCUCUCUCAGCCUUCAGAGCUGAAACCUACCUGACAAUAUCUCUGCCUUUGAAUCCAGCUCUGGAACCAAAUGCAUCAUUUUUCUGCUCUUAAAAGUGAAUAGAGUUUGAUUAUUUCAAGCUACAAGCUGCUUUGCUCCAUAAGAAGGACCCAAAAGGAUCCAGACACCAUUGCUUCUCAAUCUACCUGAAGAGUUUUUGCUUUCUUGCCUGAAACUUGAUAUUGGGAGGGAGUUUUUGGUUUGUUUUUAAUAAUUGGAGUGUUGAAAAUUCUCUUACUAAUGCUUGAAAUGGAACCUAAUUUUUAAAUAUGGGUUGAGUCAGAUCUAAAGGAGACAUGCUUCACCAUUUCCUACAGGACUGACCAGGGGAACAUCUAGAGGGAACUGGGUAGGAGAAAUGAAAUCUGAUUUGCAACAGCCAUGCUUUGUUUUGAGAAAAUUAUCAGAUUCACUGAGAAGGAAAAUUAAAUAUUGACCAAGGACAAUGUCUUUAUUACUCAGUAACUUAUCAACAAAUGACUCUAGCCUGUGGAAAGAAAAUCAUAAUUCUACGGAUCUUUUAAAUCCACCAGGAACUCUGAAUAUCUAUCUUUUUUGCCUGACAUGUUUAAUUACUCUUGCAGCCCUGGCAGGCAGCAUUUAUUCACUAGUUUCCCUGCUGAGAAUGCAGAACAGAACUGUCGUGUCCAUGCUUGUGGCUUCCUGGUCUGUGGAUGAUCUCAUGAGCGUCCUGUCGGUGACCAUCUUCAUGUUUUUGCAGUGGCCAGAAGAGACCCCUGGCUACUUCCAGUCUCUGUGCACCACCUCUGCCUUACUGUAUUUAUGCCAGGGCCUCUCCAGCAACUUGAAGGCGACUCUGCUAGUCUCCUACAACUUUUACACGAUGCACAGAGCUGUGGGGAGCCAGAUAGCCUCCAGAAGAUCCGGCCAGGUGCUCGGCGUGGCGCUCACCGUGUGGGCAGCCAGUCUGCUGCUCUCUGCGCUCCCGCUGUGUGGCUGGGGCGCCUUCGUACGCACGCCCUGGGGCUGCCUGGCAGACUGCUCCAGCUCCUACGUGCUGUUCCUCUUCGCGGUGUAUGCUUCGGCCUUUGCACUCCUCGCGGGCUUCUCCGUUCCUCUCAUUCACCGGUUGCUGUGUUCGGAGGAACCGCUGAGACUCCACGCCAACUACCAGGAAAUUUCCCGUGGAGCUUCCACUCCCGGGACACCUCCCACUGCGGGGAGAGUGCUUUCCCUGUCACCAGAGGAUGCUCCGGGCUCGGCCCCGCGGCGCUCUGGGGGAUGUUCCCCGAGCUCCGACUCUGUGCUCGGACCGGGCGUGCCCGCCGCCGCUGGAGCUGGAGCCUGCAGGCGUGCGAACCGGGGGACGCUGUAUGGCAGCAGGAGCUUCACCAUGAGUGUAGCGCAGAAGCGCUUCGCUUUGAUCCUAGCGCUGACAAAAGUCAUCCUUUGGCUGCCUAUGAUGAUCCACAUGGUGGUCCAGCACGUAGUGAGAUCUCAGAGCCUUCCCUUCGAGACACUCAGCUUUCUACUCACCCUGCUGGCCUCCACUGUAACCCCAGUGUUUGUCUUGUCCAAGCGCUGGGCCCACUUGCCCUGUGGCUGCAUCAUCAACUGCAGGCAGAACGCAUACGCAGUGACAUCCGAUGGGAAAAAAACCAAGAGGAGACGCUUUGAAUUCAAUCUAUCAUUCCAACAAAGUUAUGGGAUUUAUAAAAUAGCACAUGAAGAUUACUAUGAUGAUGAUGAAAAUUCCGUAUCCUAUCACAACCUGAUGAACUAUGAGUGUGAAGCUACAAAAGACUCUCAGAGAGACAACCGUAAUGUCUUCAAUGCCAUAAAGGUAGAAAUCAGCACCACCACCUCUUUGGACAGUUCCACAAUAAAAGGCAUCAACAAAUGCACGAAUACUGAUGUUAUAGAGACUAAACAGGAUUCUGACAAAGAAAAGGAUGUGUUUUCUGACAAAACAGGAGGUGAUAUUAACUAUGAAGAAACCACCUUUUUUGAAGGGCCAGAAAGGAGACUAUCUCAUGAGGAGAGUCAGAAACCAGACCUUUCAGACUGGGAGUGGUGUAGAAGUAAAUCAGAAAGAACCCCACGUCAGCGUUCCGGCGGUGCCCUUGCCAUUCCCUUGUGUGCAUUCCAGGGGACUGUGUCUCUCCACGCACCUACAGGAAAAACUCUAUCUCUUUCUACCUACGAGGUAAGCGCAGAAGGGCAAAAAAUAACCCCAGCCUCUAAGAAAAUAGAAGUCUAUCGAUCCAAAAGUGUUGGCCAUGAACCAAACUCAGAGGAUUCUCCCUCCACGUUUGCGGAUACCAGUGUGAAAAUACACUUGGAGGUUCUUGAAAUUUGUGAUAACGAAGAGGCCUUGGACACUGUGUCAAUCAUUAGUAACAUCAGCCAAUCCUCCACACAAGUCAGAUCUCCAUCCCUACGCUACUCACGGAAAGAAAACAGAUUUGUUUCAUGUGAUCUAGGAGAAACAGCCUCAUACUCCCUCUUUUUACCCACAAGUAAUCCUGACGGUGAUAUCAACAUCUCCAUUCCAGACACCGUUGAAGCUCACAGGCAGAACAGUAAAAGGCAGCAUCAAGAGAGGGAAGGCUACCAGGAAGAAAUCCAGUUGUUAAAUAAAGCUUACAGGAAAAGAGAGGAAGAAAACAAGGGUAGUUAGUGAUCAUUUGGUCUAAAGAAAGAAUGGCUCCACAGCAACUUCAAACGGGGAAACUAACACCUUUGUUGUGAGACUGAUUUCCUUUCAUUGUUUAAGCUUUACUGAUUUAGUUGUUAAUUAUUUUUCCUGUGAACAGCUAGAACUAGUGCAAACACUUAAGUGCAUUUGAUGUGUUACCUAAAGAUCACACACUGUGGUAAUUAAAAGAUUUUGUUUCUUAUCUGA